Brassicogethes aeneus is the source of this 10541-nucleotide messenger RNA. NCBI's taxonomy places the organism in Eukaryota, Metazoa, Arthropoda, Insecta, Coleoptera, Nitidulidae. The record is from the annotation of a GenBank genome assembly.
GAAUUUUUUAUGUCAUUUUAAUAAGUUCAUGUCAAAAUUUCUGUGUAAAAUUCAACAAAUUUUCGAACCAAUUUAUUAGAAAAAGUCCACAAAAUUUCCGUAAAAAUAUCAUGCCAAUAUGAGUGACGAAGGUGACCAUGAAACCCCAACAGAUUCACCGAUAGAUAAAUUAGACGAAAUAAAGUUUUACUCAAAGCUAGCUGAUCCACUAUUGAUUGCACUACCAUGCGGGACUGAUAGAGCCAGGGCCUCAGCAUGGGUUGAACGUCUAGGAGACACCACAUUAGCUGAAGAAUCCCUAAGAGUAAACUAUCUAAAACUCCUGAUCUUUGUUCUGCAGAGAGGACAAUUGAUUGGCAUUUUCGCUGAAGAUCCCGCCGAAUACACAGAACUUGUCGACUUUACUGCAAACUUCAACAUAAACGAUUUUGCAAGAUGCAUGGUGGAAAGCGCAGAAAAACUGCGAAUAGAAGCCAUAGAAAACGAGAUGAACGGUAAUGUUAGUUUAACGCCAAUGCAAUCUGAUUUUUCGGAGGACAAAAAAGAAUAUUGUUCCUCCCAAGACAUAAUAAAUUUUGGAGUACACACAUACUAUGCAUUUUCUGGAGAACCAUUUACUAGAUGGCAACAAGCCAGCAAGGCUUUAGUUCCAGAACAUUAUAUUAUCAAAGAUGUGCAAGGAAAAGUUUGUGUUUGCGAUCCUGCUGAAGAGCCAAAAGAAUGUCAAGUCCCUAAACCAGAAGAUAAACGUAAACGUUACGGCAUGAUACCGCCUGUCCAUCCGAUCGGCAAAGUGGAGGAAGAGAAGAGGGACGUUCCGCAUCCGCUUUGGGGCUCGUACAUUAUGGAUCUGAAGGAACGGGCCACGAUGAAGUCCACGAAAAACAGCUGCCUGGCCAAGGACGCGGCCGGCUACGCGGCCACGCGUUCCGCCGAGCUGGCCGACUCUUUGGGAAAACAGUUCGACGACAUCCAAACGCGAUUGGACAGCAUGAAGCAGGAAGUCGACGGCUGUUCGGGGACAGUGAACCUGUGCAGCAAGAAGAACAGAAGACCGUCGAGGUAUUACGGCGAGGAUGAAAUUCAUACUCCCGAAAGGCUUUAUGGAGGAGGUCUCGAUAGCUAUACAAUUGAAAUGGAUGAUGAUGAUCAUCUUGAAAGGCUUUAUGGAGGAGGACUCGAUAACGACACCAUUGAAAGUGUUAACAAGUCUUGUUCCGAAAUGGAACAGCAGAUCAAUCAGUUGAUCAAGAAGUUACGAGCAAACGAUGAUAAAAAGAAAAAAGGCAAACCCAAAAUGGAAAAGGCUUGCAAAGAUUCUGAAAAUACGGACACGGAAGCUUCAGAUGAGGACACUCCAGGUAAGGUCCUGCUUAUGGUCCUCAACUGCAUUAAAACAAAAGUCUCAAACGCUGGCUUUGGUCGUUUCUGGGCCAGGGCCAGGGCUAGGGCCAGGGCCAGGGCUAGGGCUAGGGCCAGGGCCAGGGCUAGGGCCAGGGCUAGGGCCAGGGCUAGGGCCAGGGCUAGGGCCAGGGCUAGGGCCAGGGCUAGGGCCAGGGCCAGGGCUAGGGCCAGGGCUAGGGCCAGGGCUAGGGCCAGGGCUAGGGCCAGGGCUAGGGCCAGGGCUAGGGCCAGGGCCAGGGCCAGGGCCAGGGCUAGGGCCAGGGCCAGGGUUAGGGUUAGGGCCAGGGCCAGGGUUAGGGUUAGGGCCAGGGUUAGGGCCAGGGCCAGGGCCAGGGCCAGGGCUAAGUUGAUAUCAACGCAUAUAUGGGUUCCUGGGAGAAUGCCCCAGUACCCACAGGUGCCCCCUUCGAAAAUUCCACAAUACCAACAGCACGUGGACAGAAUUCAAGAUGUCUAUCAAAGACAGGCGCAACAGGGCCCUUGCAAUUUGCCUGUUCCACAGGCAGGGCCGCAGCGAUUCAACCAGUCGGCCUACGAGCAGCACGUGGGCAGGAUUCAGCAGUCGUGUCAGCCUAGCGGGCCUAGCGGGCCCUCGCGACUUCCCGUUCCGCAGCAGCAAGGCCUGAAUCAGCCCGCCUUCGAUCAGCACGUCAACCGGGUUCAGCAAUGCUAUCAAAACCAAAGCGGACCCUCCACCAGGGCAGUUCCGCAGCCCCAGCCGUUGAAUCAGGGCGCUUUCGAUCAGCACAUCAACAGGGUUCAGCAAUGCUAUCAAAACCAAAACAGACCGCCCAACUUGCCAGUGCCGCAGCCCCAGGCGUUGAAUCAGGGCGCUUUUGAUCAGCACGUCAAUAGGCUUCAGCAAUGCUAUCAGAACCCGAGCGGGUCUGCUGGUUUGCAGGUUCCACAGCCGCAAGCGCUGAAUCAGCAAGCCUUUGAUCAGCACGUCAGGAGAAUGGCGCCAGCUGAUUGUGGUCCGUCCAAGCGGCCAGUACCUCAACCUCAGCCUUUAAACCAGCAAGCUUUUGAACAGCAUGUUGGACGAAUGCAGGGGGCACCACCAGGUUGUUACAAUCCUAGUGAGGGUGCGCAGCCGCAAUUCAAUCAAAACGCCGUUGAUAGACAUUUGGAACGAAUGCAGACGGGCUAUAUGGCGAACCUGAAAUCCCAAUACCAAUACGCUAAUCAGUAUGAAAAACAAUGCCCUGACUACAACUUUCCAAUUGUCGAUCGCGACUGUGCUCAAAGGCCACCAGAGGCUCCUUACAAUGCCGAAGCUGUUCAGCAACACGUGGAGCGCAUCAAAAGCUGUUCCAACGUGCCGCAGCCACCUCCGCCAUCUAGAAUUCCUCAACUCGCACCUGGAAAUUUUGAUGCAUACCGAAGACCCCCCGGAAGGUUGCAGGCCUACAAUGCAGCUCCACCGCCUGGAAAUUUAAAAAGAGACUAUGGUCAAGGUCUAGGCUCAAAUCAACAAAUGUGUCCACAACCACCAAAUCCCUCCUCUUGUCCUCCUUGCCCACGAAGCUCCCGUGGAAGAAAAACUGCAAGUCCUUCUCCUUAUUUAUACGAUGUUUCUAGAAAAACACCACCACAACGCAAGAAAAUACAAUCACCUGCCCUUUCAAUUACACCAUCGACCUCCCAAAACGCAGAUUUAACAGAAGAUUUCAAUUUUGACGAAAGUAUUAACAAAUAUCUUGAGGAAGAUAUCGAUAUCGAUGAAUACGUUAAACAACAAGAAAAAGAAGACUUAGAGGAACGCAAACGCGUAUGGAAUGUGGGCUCUCCAAUAGAGGGUUUCGAGGUACAAGAUACUCCAUUAGACGAUAGUGCAGCCUACUAUGAUGAAUGGUUAUGUAAAAAACUUGGAAUAAAGACUUUGGAAGAAGAGGAAAGAGAUCUAGCGAAACUACUUGCAGGGGGUUCCCCCAUGUCAGACAUAUCGGAAGGGGAAUCUCCUGGUCGUUUACCAACUGCGCCCAUGUUACGAUCUCCCUCGCCACAGCGGGGAGAUUACAUGCCUGACAGACCAGAAUUCCUGAACUAUUGGGAAGAAGAAGAAAGACAAAGACUAAUAGAUGAAGAGGAAACAAGAAAAAUUCUAAUGCGUAAUCAAAGCGGAAAAAAAAGUUCCCCAUCAAAGACCCCCCAAGCUUCAGGUUCCAAGUCCUCCCCUUUUAAAAAGACUUCACCAAAAAAAUCCAAAGCUUCCAUUCCCAAGCCUUUUAAGUCUAAACUAUCUAUACCCAAGCCUUCACUUUUAUCAACACUUCCAUGUCCAGUUGCCUCAACCUCCUCGAAAGCAUCACCGGUUUCAAAGCUAUCGCCUCGUCGUUCGUUGACUCCGCAAGGAGAUUACAUGUCCGAAAGACCAGAAUUCAGAAACUAUUGGGAAGAAGAAGAAAGACAAAGACUUAUAGAUGAAGAAGAAACAAGAAGAAUUCUAAUGCGCAAUCAAAACGACAAAAAAAGUACCCCAUCAAAGACCCCCCAAGCUUCAGGUUCCAAGUCCUCCCUGUCUAAAAAGACUCCACCAAAAAAAACCAAAGCUUCCAUUCCCAAGCCUUUUACGUCUAAAUUAUCUAAACUUUCUAAACCAAAGACUUCACUUUUAACUGCACGUCAAUCUCUGUCUCCAAAACCUGUGGUUUCCAAAUCCUCAGGUUUAACUCCCUGUGAAUUAGAAGUUGCUCCCACUUCAUCGAAAGCAUUACCAGUUUCAAAGCUACCAUUCUUUAAAUCGCAGACUGAUGUAAAACAAUCUCCUGUUUCAAAAGUCCCCCCUCCAGCAGAACCAGUGCCACCUACAAAAAAACCGUCUAUUGGUUUAAAAGUCCCCUGUCCAGCUGGUUCAUCCAAGCAGUUAUAUUCCAAACAAGAGUCAAAGCUACCAGCUAAAAAGACACAAAAUAUAAAAAAACGUACUUUUAGUUCGAAGGCUCUUCCUCAAACCGGUCCGUACCCAGAAGAUGUUUUGUCUCAGAUAUCUGCCUAUCAACCACCAAAACCAGGAAGAGGUGGUGUAGCCGGACCCUGGUCGCCCACAAUUCCGUGGGAAGCAACGCCUCCAGAUUGUAAACCAAAGUUAAUGGCUCGCACACCGCCAUUGUUUAGUCAGGAUGCCCGAGUGCGUAAAGCGUCUCAGCAGUUAAAAUACCAACCAACGGAUUUUAAUUACAAACCUCAAAAAUGGGAUUUAUGGAUAGAGGGACCGGAGUAUUUUAAAGAAAAUCCGCCAGAAAAAAUGCAAUUUCAUGAAGAUUUAAAUAUUUUGAAAAGAAGGGACAGAGGAUCUUUGAACUAUGAAGGAAAUCAAGAAGAACCUUGGAAAAAGCUAAUUAGACAAAAACAAGAUGAAGCCGAGAAAAAAGCCCAAAGUUGUUUUUUAGCUGGAGCUGAAAAAUCGCCCGUGGCUUUAGCUGGGAGUCCCAGUGAACCAGAAAAAAUGCCAACAAAAAUGCCAACACGCCUAUUAAAAAGGUUGAAAGAACUGGAAUAUCAAAAAGCUUGCAGAAAAGCUGAAAAAGAUAAUUUGCCAAUUCCACCACGACCAGAUUUCAACAAUAUGGAAAGAACUGCGUCAGCAGCACUUCCUGUUAAAACGCCAUCAAGAGUCAUAGCACCUGGUCCUCCUGUACAGACCCAGUAUAUCAUGGACGAAGCAACAAGACAAAUGCAGAGCAGAGCUCUAAUCCUAGCGACUAAAAGGGCGGCGGCUAUGGAAGAAACGGCCUCAAAAGCAGAAGCUGAAGCUGCAGAAGCUGCUAAAGUGUUAGUCGAAGUAAAGUCUAUGCCAGUAGCUCCUAUUCCUAAUUUUGAACCAAUGAUGCCAUCUCCAGAUGCCGCACAAUUUAGGGCGGAAGCUGCCGAAGCAGCUUCAAAUAGAGCUAUGGCGAUGGCGACCGUAUCGGCUGAUGCAGACGCUGAAGCGUUUAAAGAAGAUCUUAAAGUUAAGAAAGCAUUGAAAAAAAAGACAGAAAAAAAGGCAGCACGUGCAAAUGCCCUGGUUGAAGAACUGAAAAAAUCGGAAGACUGUACAUGUCAAGAAAUAAAGGAAGCCCAGGCGAAAGCUAUUAAGGCAGACGCAGCUGCUAAAGAAGCCGCCUCAAGUGAGGCGGAAGCAAAAAAAGUUGCCCUCAACGCUAGAAGGGCGGCUGCUAAAACACUAGCCGAAAAAACUCGAAAAGCUCUAAAACAAAAAGCUGAUAAAGUUAAAGCUAAGGAAGCUGCAAAAAAAGCAGAUAAAAAAGCUAAACAAGCUCAUGACCAGGCUUAUAAGGAAGCCCAAGAUAUCUUUAUAGAAGCUGUGAAUAUUGCUUCGUAUGCGGAAGAGGCUGCUGCUCAAGCGGAAACAGACGCUGCCGAGAUGGCCGUUCAGAUGUCCCCUAGGCUACCAUCAAAUAAUCAACCUUGCGGAAGGCUCUUAUCACCUACGCCCUAUGAAAUGGCUAUGGAAAUGACGUGUGCAGCUCAAGCGGCAAUUGAAAGAGCCGAGCAAGCGGCUCAGGAAGCUUCGAAACUUGAAGCGGCCUCUAACACUUGCCCUUGUUCGCCACCGGAAGAUGAAGAUAGAGUGGCUGCAAGAAGAGCUUUAAUUGAAAGAGCCACCUCAAUCGUCGAAGGAUCAACACCACCUAGUGCCUCCGUACCGACAGUCCAACAACCCAAAACACCACAAAUUAAACGCAAAAAGAAAAAGGAAGUUGUUGUAAGAACAACAAAGUCUCAAAAGCUAAAAGAAAAAGAACGUGAAAAAGAACGUCAAGCAGAAAAACAAAAAAAGGAGAGUGUUAAACCAACAAAAACGCCGAAACAAAAAAAAAGUAAAAAAGAAUCUCAAUCGAAGAGUGAAAAAGAACCAGGUCAGGAAGCAUUUGACCAAUACUGGCAAGAAGAAUUGGCACAAAGAGAGAAAGAUAGGGAGUACAUGGAACAAAUGGGAUAUGAUAGGACACCAGGCUCUCCAGAAACAGAGCCUUGCGAAAAUCAGCCCCAAGUUAAAACCCCACAGACACCUAGGACUUCUAAGACUCCAGAUUUUACCCCUUUUAAAUUUGAUUUUGAAACUCCCCCAAAUUUAAAGACAACUCCAAAAACAUCUAAAACGCCAAGACCGCCAACAUCUCCUCUUUUAAUUAACAUGGAAGAAGACUAUGUAGACUUGAAGGACCCACUUCAAACUGAGGCUCCUGUUAAACUUGAAAUACCACUUAAUGUCUUUAAUUUUUCCGAUCAAAAGGUUAAUAAAAGUCUUAAGAAAAAGUUGGAUUCGUCAAUGAAUACAAGAAGAGAUUAUUUUAUUCAGUGCAAGAAAAAAAAGACCCAACCGGCAAAGUACGGACAUUUACAACCAAUUCGUCCGGACUUGACUUUGAAUAGAGAAAAAAGAGAAAAACUAAGAAAACAAGCUAAAUCAUCGCCUUACCAUUGGUCACCUGAAAAACUUCCAUUUUCGCCAGUAAAAAUGGAAAGGCUAGACCCCUUUAUUAAAGCACAAAUGGAGCAGGAUGAAAAAUUUCAAAUCGAGGACAAACAAUUUAAAAAAAGUCUUACGGAUCACCCCUAUGAAGAAUACCGCAAGGGAAUGAGAAAAUAUCAUAUAAAACCUAUUUUAGAAAAGGUUAAAGAAAUGCCGUUCGAAAACUUGUCUGGUGACAUAUCUCAACUACUUAAACAAAUACAAAUUGAUAAAAUGAAAAAAGAGAGUCAGCGAUCGCCAACACCAAAAAUUUCGACGGCUCAGGAGGACAUCUCACCCAUUCAACCGACAGUCCAACAAGCCAAAACACCCCAAAUUAAAGCCAAAAAGAAAAAGGAAGUUGUUGUUAGAAAAACUAAAUCCCAAAAACUUAAAGAAAAUGAACGUGAAAAGGAACGCACAGCUAAAAGAGACCGGGAACUUUGUGAGCAGCAGCAAAAACAAUGGGAGGAGGAAGAUAAGGAGAAUAAAGCGUUAAGAAAAAAACAACCCGUUCCUUCGCUUAUUAAAGCUAAGAAAAAGAAGGAAGUGGUUGUAAGAAAAACAAAGUCUCAAGUGCUAAAAGAAAAGGAACGCGAAAAGGAACGCCAAGCUGAAAAAAGAGAAAAGGGUAGUGUUAAACCAACAAAAACGCCGAAACAAAAAAAAGAAACUCAAUCAAAGAUUGAAAAAGAACCAGGUCAGGAAGCAUUUGACCAAUACUGGCAGGAAGAAUUGGCACAAAGAGAAAAAGAUAGCGAGUACAUGAAACAAAUGGGAUACGAUAGGGCACCAGGCUCCCCAGAAACAGAGCCUUGUGAGAACCAGCCCAAAGUUAAAACCCCAAAAAAAACAAAAAAAAGAGAUAGAGGGAAAGGUAAAGCACCUAAGGCACCUAAGACCCCAGAAUUUAAACCUUUUAAAUUUGAUUUCGAAACUCCCCCACAAUUAAAGACCACUCCAAAGACACCAAUAGCACCAAGAUCCCCAACUUCUCCUCUCUUAAUAAACAUGGAAGAAGACUAUGUAGACUUGAAGGACCCACUUCAAACUGAUGCUCCUGUUAAACUUGAUAUACCACUAAAUAUGUUUAAUUUCUCCGAUAAAAAUGUUAAUGAAAGCCUUAAGAAAAAGUUGGAUUCGUCAAUGAAUACAAGAAGGGAAUAUUUUCUUCAGUGCAAGAAAAAAAAGAGUCAACCGGGAAAGUACGGACAUUUACAACCAAUUCGUCCGGACCUGACUUUAAAUAGGGAAAAAAAAGAAAUACUAAGGAAAAAGAAACAAGCUGCGCGUCUUAAGGAUCACCCCUACGAAAAAUACAGCAAGCCAAUGAGAAAAUAUCAUAUAAAACCUAUUUUGGAAAAGGUCAAAGAAUUACCGUUCGAAGACUUGUCUAAUGAUGAAAUAUUUCAACCAUUAAAACAGUUAGAAAGUGUUAUGACCAAUCGACCAAUGGCCACACCUUGGACUGAUGACGACACAGAAUUUCUCUUGUUGGAACAACAGUUCCAACAAGAGGAAUGCGAUAAAAUUGAAGAAGAUAGACGAAUGUUGACGGCUCAGGAGGACUUCGUGCCCAUUCAACCAAUAGUCCAACAAGCCAAAACCCCCCAAAUUAAAGCCAAAAAGAAAAAGGAAGUUGUUGUAAGAAAAACUAAAUCCCAAAAACUUAAAGAAAAUGAACGUGAAAAGGAACGCCAAGCGAAAAGAGACCGAGAACUUUUAGAGCAGCAGAAAAAACAAUGGGAGGAGGAAGAUAAAGAGAAUAAAGCGUUACGAAAAAAGCAACCCGUUCCUUCGCUUAUUAAAGCUAAGAAAAAAAAGGAAGUGGUUGUAAGAAAAACAAAGUCCCAAGUGCUAAAAGAAAAAGAACGCGAAAAAGAACGCGAAAAGGAACGCGAAAAGAAACGCCAAACUGAAAAAAGAGAAAGCAAAACUCCGAAAGACAAAAAAAGUAAAAAAGAAUCUAAAUCAAAGAGUGAAAAAGAACCAGGUCAGGAAGCAUUUGACCAAUACUGGCAAGAAGAAUUGGCACAAAGAGAGAAAGAUAGGGAGUACAUGGAACAAAUGGGAUAUGAUAGGACACCAGGCUCUCCAGAAACAGACCCUUGCGAAAAUCAGCCCAAAGUUAAAACCCCACAGACACCUAGGAUUUCUAAGACUCCAGAAUUUACACCCUUUAAAUUUGAUUUUGAAACUCCCCCAGAGUUAAAGACACUUCCAAAAACACCAAGAUCAUCAACGUCUCCAAGACCGCCAACAUCUCCUUAUGUAGACUUGAAGGGCCCACUUCAAACUAAGGCUCCUGUUAAACUUGAAAUACCACUUAAUGUCUUUAAUUUUUCCGAUCAAAAGGUUAAUAAAGGUGCUAAGAAAAAGUUGGAUUUGUCGAUGAAUAAAAGAAGAGAUUAUUUCCUUCAGUGCAAGAAAAAAAAGAUGGAACCGGCAAAGUACGGACAUUUACAACCAAUUCGUCCGGACUUAAGUUUGAAUAGACAUAAAAAAGAAAAACCAAGGAAAAAGAAACAACCUACGUUAAAACCUGAAUCACCGCCUUACCUUUGGACACCUGAAAAAUUUCCACAAGAAUUCCUUUCACCAUAUCCGGAAGAAAGUUUGGAAACUGAUAAUGAAGCUGCAACAAUUUUGUCAGCAAUUAAAAGUCCUCCAAGUGCAAAACAAAUCUGUUCUAAUGGUCAAUCCAAAUUAAACGAUAUAAAGUCUGAAGUAACGGAAAAAUUUAACGAGGCAAAUAAUCAGAUGUCUGCAAUUUUGGGAACGUCAGCAAGGCGAUCUCCUGUUGCUCAAUCUGCAGAUUCAAUAGAUAAUUUAAAUGCUUGUAAGUGUGCGGCAUCCAGUGUUAUAACAGUUAGUUCAGAGUGUUCAGUUAAAUCAGUUUCCGAUUUUCCAAAAUUAAUAAAAAAACAUCAAAAUGCCAUUAAAAGAGCAUUCAGCUGUGGACAUGAAGAAAAGGUUGUGUCUAGUAACUUUAAAAUAGACGUAACCAGAAAAGAUAUUUUAACUCUUAAGGGGACUGCGUGGCUAAAUGAUAAAAUCAUUGAGUAUUAUCUAAAUAUGAUAGAAGAAAGAAGCCAAGAAGGCCUAGGUCCAAAAUGUUUUACCCUAAAUACCUUUUUCUACAUAAAACUGCAGACAAGUGGUCCAAGGUCCGCUAUGAAGUGGACGAGAAAGAUUGACCUAUUUUCUUAUGAUUUGGUCUUUAUUCCAAUACACAUUAAAGACCAUUGGGCGCUGGUAGUAAUUGACUUUAAAUGGCUUAAAAUCAAGUACUAUGAUAGUUUGGGCAAAAAAAAUCAAAAAUGCCUUGAAUUAAUUUUAAACUUUUUAGCGGUUGAGUAUAAAACGUUUAAAAAAACCUGUCUUAACACAAGCGAUUACUUAUUAGAACAUGCUACUGCUCCCCGUCAAAAGAACAGUUAUGACUGCGGAGUUUUUGCUUUAACGAUAGCUGAAUUUAUAAGCAGAGAUAUAAGAGAACUUCCCUUUAACCAAAAUGAUAUUCCCUAUUUGCGUGAACGAAUAGCUGCAGAAAUACUCUUCGGAAAAUUAUUAACGCAAUAUAAGCGAAGACAAUGAUUACUGAGGCUGUCAAUGUUUCGUUUAAUGUAACAAUGAUUGUGUAAAAGUACCUAAAUAAAGUUUUUUAAUAUCACAA